Messenger RNA from Selaginella moellendorffii, 4811 nucleotides. RefSeq names its product nitrate regulatory gene2 protein. The transcript has 4 exons. The record is from RefSeq and is a predicted model, not a curated record. Lineage: Eukaryota; Viridiplantae; Streptophyta; Lycopodiopsida; Selaginellales; Selaginellaceae. The coding region runs from base 1293 to 3974 and encodes 893 amino acids.
UACAAUUGAGCCUUCUACGCGAGUCAGUAACGAUCUGACAUGGGCAACAACGCAACAGGCGAGGCAUGACACGUCCAAGCGACGAGAACACACGAACGCGUGCAAGGACGAUUCGGGGACGAGCCUGAGGAAUCGAGGAAUAGUUCGCGUGCCCUUUGAGUUGGAGCAAAGGACCCCGCCCCGCCCUCUCUCGAGACCUCUAAAGUUAAGUUUUUUUCUUCGUGUUCUUUCUUUUUUUUCUUUUUUUUUUGUUUCUCUUGCAGCAGCCCCGCAGCAUCUCAAAAGCUAGAGACUCCCCCGGCAAUCAAGCAACGGCAGCAAUCAGAUGCGUCAACACGAAGGACAGAAUCGAUCAAAGCGAAGAAAAAAAGGCGAAGAAAAUCGAGCGAGAGUCGCCCGGGAAACUAAAGUUUCUCCGUGGGAUCAACGAAGUGUCAACCGGGGGUCUGAUCCUCCGCGCCACGUGGCGCGAUGGCGAGCGUUGGAUGGGAACAUGAAGCAUUCCCGACGAGAUAAAAAUAAAAGGCGGUAAGGAAAUAAAAAAGUGAAAAAAAACUUCCAGGUCCUUCCAACACAACACGCAUAGCAUAUCGCAUCGCAGGGAGAAAUGUUUUACCCCGCCGGGUUACGCGGGUAAAGAAAGUCCAAGGUCUAAAAUCUUUGGCGAGAAUCUUUCCGGGUUAGAAAAUCAAAUUUUAGGGAGUUGGGGAAAAUCGACCCACAUUUACCUACUUUAAACUCUCGCGAUAGGACGCAAGAGAAAAAGAAAAAUUAGGAUGAGAGAAAGAGGAAGAGGGUUGGAUCGAAGGAGAAGGCGCCGGCCCUCGUAGAGCUCGGUCAGUCUUCUCGGGCUCUCGCGAUCCAUCGGGCAGUCCGAGAAGAAGGAAGAAAGAGAGGGAAAGGGAUAGAAGAAGGAGCUCAAGAAGAAGCCCAGCUAUGGAGUCAACAUAGGCGACGCGAAAGCGAGCAAAGCAACGAAUCGCUACUUCCUCGACAGGUUCUUUGCUUGUUCUUCCUCUUUGAUCCUCAUCGCCGGCGGCACGCGUGUGUCUUGAGCGUUUUUCCCCGAGAGAUUCGAGAAUGGGCAGUGGGAUAUGGAUUCUUCUGUGGAGAACUAGCGGCGGCCUUGGCUCUCACUCGCUCCUCUCCAAUCCCACUUGAGGGAGAGGUACCAAGAGGGUUUGCUCGAGCGAGCGACCUAUGGUGGAAGACGAGCUGGAUAGAUAGGUAGCGAUAGGAACAAAGAUUUCUUUCUUGGCAGCCAAGGAGGAAGGAUAGAUAGGGGAUAGAUCAUGGGGUGCACUGGAUCCAAGGUCCAGAACGAGGCCGGGAUUUCGCGCUGCCGGGCACGCAAGCGCACGAUCAAGCACGCGGUGCGAUGGCGCAACCAGUACGCGCUCGCCCACACCGACUACCUGGCGUCGCUCAAGAACCUUGGCGGCGCAUUCAAGCAGUUCACGGAUGGCGAGUUCCGGGACCAGCUCUCCUCCGCCUCCUCCUCCUCCGCCUCGGCCUCCUCCGCCUCCUCCACGCCCGUGCCGGCCACGCCCACCACGCCGCCGCUCAAGAACAGCAAGAAGCCCGAGGACGAGGAGGACUUCUUCGUGGAGGAGAUCGUCCGGCGCGUCAAGCUCCGCCCCAUGGCGCUGCGCAGCAAGCCCGCGGAUCCCAUCACGGUGGUGCUGCCCAAGCGCGGCGGGGACGACGACGACGCCUACCAGCGCUACAUGGAGGCGGAUGCACCGCCAGAUGGGCUGUACAGUGACAUCCCCCAGCCCGGCAAGCCGCGCGGUACUGCCGGCGGUACGUCCUCCGCCUCGGUCGCCUCGGCCUAUCCCGUCUCGGACAACUCGGACUACUACUCGGGCUACAAUUCGGCGUAUAUGAUGCAGCAGCCAGACUCGGCGCCGUCGUGGGACAUCUUCGGGAUCUUCGCGGUGCCGUCGAUGAUGCAUCCGUUCCAGCAGGUGGUGGAGGAGGACGAGGAGGAGCUCAAGCGGGCCAUGGAGGAGGAGGACAUUCCUGCAUUGGAGAUGGCGUCACCGCCGCACAGGCGGCGCGAGGAGUCACCGCCGCACAGGCGGCGCGAGGAGUCGCCGCCGCCGUCGGCCAAGGCCAAGAAGAAGAAAGUUGCCGAGGAGGAGGAGGAGCGGGAGGAGGCGGCGAGGAAGAAGGCCGAGGCCGUGGAGAAGGAAGGGAAGCUGGAGAAGGCGAAGAAGAAGGUGGUGGAGGAGGUGGAGAAAGUGGUGGAGAAAGUGGAGAGAUUGGUGGAGAGGGCCGAGAAGGGGACGCAGACGCACAAGCCGGAGAAGAAAGACAAGCAGAAGGAGAUCGUGGUGGAGGAGGAGCCCGAGAUGGACGUGGCGGAGGAGCCGCCGCCGGAGAAGUUUAAGUUCCACCACCCGAAAGAAGAAGACCAAGAACACGAUCGCCACCACCACCAUGAAGCUGCUCGAGACAUGGCCUCGAGCUCUGGAACUUCCGGGGACGAUAUCAACUUCAAGAUCGAGACGGAGGGGUACAAGAAGCUCGCGGAGGCGACCAAGAGCUUGUACGAGGAGGACGAGGCGUCGACGUCUUACAAGGAGACGGACGUGGAGGCGGAGGCUCCCCCGCCGCCACCGCCGCCUCUCGCGUCGCUGGGGCCGAAAAAGGACCGGGAGCUGUGGGACGUGCUCCGGGGGAUCGAGAAGGAGCUUUUCAAGGCGUCCAGCUUCGGAUCGGAUGUUUCUCGGCUCCUGGAGGCACGGAAGAAUCACAGUCAUAGUUUCUUGGAUACUCGAGGACUGACUGAGCGGUCUGCCAGAAUCUUCCGUGCGAUGUCACGGUCGCAGUUCUCGCCGAGGUCUCAUUUCUCGUGGAGCGAGGACUCGUCCAGCGACGACUUUGCCGGCAGCGUCUCGACGAAAGGUGGUGGCGGCGGCGGCAGCGGCCAUGCGACGACGCUGGACAAGCUCUACGCGUGGGAGAAGAAGCUGUACGUGGAGGUAAAGGAAAAUGAUUCCAUCAGCGCAGAGUUUGAGCGCAAGUGCAAGCUGCUCAAGAAGCUGGACGCGCGCGGGGCGAGGGACGAGGCCAUCGACAAGACCCGCGUCGCCAUCAAGAUGCUGGAGACGCAAAUGCAAGUGUCCAUGCAGGCCAUGAAGGCCACGUCCCAGUCGAUCCAGGAGGUCACCGACCGGGAGCUCUUCCAACAGCUCAAAGAGCUGCUCGAAGCGACCAUGAUCAUGUGGAAGAACAUGGACGCUUGCCACCAGCGGCAGAAGAACGAGGCCAACCGGCUCAAGGGGGCCGGGAGCUCGCCGCUGGAGGCGACGAGCAACUCGCAUAAGCAGGCGACGGUCCAGCUCGAGGUGGCGCUCAACGAGUGGCAGCGGGGGCUGGCGUCGCUGGUGACCAAGCAGAAGGAGUACCUGCGCAACUUGAACUCGUGGCUGCGGCUCAGCAUCUACACGCCAGACCGGAAGUCGGACAGGCGGCCCCCCGUGCAGGCGCUGUGCCAGGCCUGGACCGACGCGCUCGAGCGGCUGCAGGAGCAGGAGCUGGUGGAGGCGAUCAAGAGCUUCGCGGAGAAGAUCCACAACAUUGUCCGGCAGCAGGAGGACGAGACGCGGGCGCAGAAGCGGGCCGAGUCCAUGGCCAAGGAGCUGAGCAAGAAGUCGUUGGCGCUCAACAACUUGGAGAAGAAGCUGGCGGCGGAGACCAACACCACGCCGGAGGAGACGCUCAAGGAGAAGAGGGACGCGCUGCAGGAGAAGAGGGACGCGCUGGAGGCGUUCCGGCAGAGGGUGGAUGAGGAGAGGGACGGGUUCACGCGGGCGAUGCAGAUCACGCGCAAGAUGACGGUGGGGAUCCUGGAGAUGGACUUGCCGGUGGUGUUCAGCCGGCUGGCCGAGUUUAGCAGCGCCUGCUCCCACUGCUACCGCGAGCUUGAGCACAAGUCACGCAACAACGAGCUCGACACGACGGAGUGAGGAUAUAAAACUUCAGCUUCUUCCCGGAGGCUCUCUCUUUCGGAUGGAUACGGAAGCUCCAUUCCCAUAUCUUCGAGGCCGCGCGGCUCGAGAUCCAGGAGAGGCCGUGAGAGGGAAAAGGUGGCGCAGGGGGAAAGGCUUUGAAAGCUUUGUGCUUUGAGAGAGGGGGAGGGAGAUAUUCUCUCCCACACGCCAAGCAAAGCAAGGCAAAGCAACGCAAGGCAAGGCGAGCAGAAAGAAGCUUUUUUGUCACUCGGGCUGUGAAGAGGGCAACGAAGCCAGGCUAAAGUGAGGUUGAGUACAAAGCUUGGAACAAACAAGGUGACAAAAGCAGCCGAGAUUCCUGCCAGGGACGGGGCUUGCAUGCGCGGACCUGGCGAUUUUUCUGCGGUGGGAUCCUCCUCUCUACUACUGGACGAAUUCGAAGAGCUCUGGAUCAAAAGCAGGAAGAGAUGGAGCGAUGGAGGAACGAAAAAAGUGACAGGCAAGCUGGCUGGCUCUGGCUAUGGAGGAGGGGGGCCAUUUUCGUUUGUUUGUUUCGUAGCUUUAGUGGUGGUACUACACACUCUCGAACUCACUCAUGCUAACCCCAUUCAUCGUUUUCAGCUGAUCUGAGCGGAGGUUUUUCUGUUUUUUUUUUUGCUGUUCUUCUCAUUCUCUUCUCUUCUCUUCUUGGGGAUUUGGUGCUGCUAGCGACGGGAGCUCUCGCUCGAUCUCUAACACCAUUCGUUACCGAGUGGCCGCGGUGGGGCUGGUUGUACAGUGGAAGAUUACAAUGUGGUUUUUGCCAAGCUCUGGAUCAUGGGAAUAAAACGAAAGUUUUUGCAAAAAGACCAA